Lathyrus sativus (Indian pea) is the source of this 1077-nucleotide messenger RNA. The record is from the annotation of a GenBank genome assembly. Lineage: Eukaryota; Viridiplantae; Streptophyta; Magnoliopsida; Fabales; Fabaceae.
AUGUCACUCUCUCAGAGCCAGUGGCUAUUUCGUCCUCUCACCAAAUCACUUUUCUCCAUUUCCAUAACCUAUGCAUCAAUCUCUCCCCAAAGGUUUUGCUGCCAUUCAUUACCACAUUCCACCAAAGAUGCUGUGAAGCAUGUUUUUGAAGAUAGUAACUUUGAUGAACCUAAAGUUAAAAUAUUGAAGCAGAAAAUGGAACCACUUGGUAUUACCUUAGAUAACUCUUGUUUCCCUGGCAAGUACCAUAACCUUUUUUGUCCAAAGUGUAAUGGUGGACAGUUAAUGGAGAGGAGUUUAUCUUUUCAUAUUAUCUCUGAUUGUGAAUUUGCAAUGUGGAGGUGUUUUAGACCUGCAUGUGGUUGGGCUGGUCAGGUUUUUGCAGAUGACAAGGAAUUGAACAAUAAGCCUUUUGGACAAAUGGAUGAGAAGGGCUUGGGAUUGGAACCACUUGGUGCUAAGCUUGUUGCUUACUUUAAGGAGAGACUGAUAUCAGAGAAAACCUUAAGCAGAAAUGCUGUAAGGCAAUUGUCGGACGAUAAGAACGUUAUUGCUUUUACCUAUAAACAAAAUGGGUUGCUUGUUGGUUGUAAGUACAGAACAAUGGAGAAAAAGUUUUGGCAGAGAAAAGGCACUAAGAAAGUACUUUAUGGACUUGACGACAUUGCUCACGCAACUGAAAUCAUCAUUGUUGAGGGGGAAAUUGAUAAGCUUUCACUUGAAGAGGCUGGCUAUCUAAAUUGUGUUAGUGUUCCCAUCGGUGCACCUGGAAAGGUUUCUUCAAAAGCUUUGCCACCAAUAGAAAAGGAUAUUGCAUAUCAAUACCUGUGGAACUGCAAAGUGUACUUGGAUAAGGCGGUUCGCAUUAUUCUGGCAACUGAUAAUGAUCCACCUGGUCAAGCUUUAGCAGAAGAGCUGACACGGCGCCUCGGACGAGAAAGGUGUUGGCAAGUACGAUGGCCAAAGAAAGACGAAUCCGCCUUCUUCAAAGAUGCAAAUGAGGUUCUCAAAUACUUGGGAGCGGAUGCUUUGAAGAGAAUAGUUGAAAAUGCAGAGCCAUAUAAUAGUACACACUAG